Molecule: messenger RNA, 3340 nt
Organism: Anopheles funestus (African malaria mosquito)
Lineage: Eukaryota; Metazoa; Arthropoda; Insecta; Diptera; Culicidae
Gene: Noc1
Product: CCAAT/enhancer-binding protein zeta
Exons: 3
Coding region: 116-3253 (1045 amino acids)
Cellular component (GO): nucleus
Source: RefSeq, a predicted model, not a curated record
ACCAAUGCUGUCACUAGGCACGCAGCAUUUUGACAACCGUCCCGGUACAAGCUGUCAUUUCGUGCACAUGUUUCAUUCGAAGUAAACAGAUUACAAUUUCUAUACUCGCAGCACGAUGGCGAUCGGUGCAGAAAAAAUUAAAAACAAAGGUGAGAAAAAGCGCUCUAUCAAACAACAAUCGGCAGAAGCGGAAUCACCAGCGCAAGUAAAGAGUGAAGUGAAGAAACAGCCUGCAAAGAUUAUCUUCGACGACGAUGGUGAGCAACGUGUGGUACCGAUUGACUACACAGCCGAAGAGCCUAGUAAACAUCAAUCCGGUAAGCGGAAGCAUGCGUCCGCGGAUCAAAUCACCGAAAAUUCCGACAGCGAAGGGGAAGAAAAUGCGGACGAGCUAGCAAAGCAAUGGUACACACAUUUCGAAGCGUACAAUCUUGUAGGCCAGAUGGAAGAUAUGAAGGAUGCCGAAAUAGCGGAACUAAGACGUAUCUGCCGUGCGGCAUUCGAAGUGGAAAGCCGUGCCCGUAAGAAGGACGAUCCGUCCGAUGCGAAAUGGUUGCUAAGUGCAUUGGAAAAGGGAACGCUGCGCGAUCGAGCCAAUGCCGGUGCACUGCUCGUGCAGACAAAUCCAUUCUGUCACCUACAGGCACUGGAUACACUGGUUGCCAUGGUGAAAACCUCGAACAAAGGUUACCUGGACUUGAUCGAGGUGUUGACCGAUUUGAUGACGAAGACUUUGAUGCCAUCGUACCGCAAACUGAUCACGAUACCGAUGCGUGGUGCCGACUGGAAGCAUUUACAAAAGCAGGAAAACUUGGAAAAGUCCAAACGAGACACGAUUUACGCGCACUGGCAUUUUGAAGAUCAGUUGCGCGAGCAUUACUUCACAUUUGUCAGCAACUGCACCAUGAUCUUGCACAAUGGGCAGGACGGUGGCAAAUUGAAGACGAUUGGGUACGUCGGAAAACUGUUCGUCAACGUACCGGAAAUGGAACGUUUAAUGUUGACGGCGCUGGUGAACAAGCUGGGCGAUCCGUCGCAUAAGGUUGCUGCGAAAGUGAUGUCCCAGCUUCAAUAUGUUGUGCGUCAACAUACGCUGAUGUCGCUUAUCGUGACUACCGAGGUAGAGAAACUGCUGUUCCGUAAUAAUGUCGCACAAUCGGCACAACACUUUGCACUGGCCUAUCUGGCGUCGAUCGCAUCCUUGUCUGAUUUUGCAGCGUGCGAGAAAAUGAUCAACAUAUGCUUUGCAUUCUUCAAAAUUCACAUCGAAAAGGGCGAGGUCAACUCACGCACAAUGCAGUCCAUCCUCAUCUGUCUGCGAAAAGCGAUCAAGAACGUGAAGCGCAGUGUGGACCUGGCGGAGAUUUUGGAUCCGAAACUUUUGAACGUUAUCUACCGGAUAGUACACUGGUCGAAUAUUUCGAUCAGUUGCCAGUGUUUGGCGCUCCUGCUGGAAAUUACCGAGCGGAAGGGUUACGAGCAGAACCGGUUUUACAAUGCGCUCUAUCGGAAGAUGGUAGAUCCCCAGUUUGCCUUCGUUGGGCCACGCAUAUCACACACGUUCUUCUACAUUCUCCAUCGGGCGAUGCAAACGGAUCCAAUUAAGCAGCGUGCGCAAGCAUUUGUGAAGCGUAUCCUGCAGGUUGCAUUUCACCUUCCCGCUGCCCAGGUAUGUGGAGCAUUGAUCGUGAUUAGUCAGGUAUUGCGAACGCGUAGAAUUUUGCGCCAAGAUGGACAGGAACCACCGACAGUUGAUGCGCUGGAAGUCGUAGCAGAAGAAUCAAACUGUGCGGAAAAUGAUGAUGGCGGGAGCGAUGUUGAGGAAGAGGACGGGAAAAUACCCGCUCAAACAGCGGUACCAACGCGAAUGCCCACAAAAUACAAUGCGUUCAGUCGAUCGUCCGAAUUUGCUGGAGCGCAGUACAGUCUGAAGUAUGAACUUGUCCGCUACCUUUCGCACUUCCAUCCAACGGUGCAAAAGUUUGCUCAAUCCAUUCUCACUGAUUCUGCAUUGACGUACCAUGGUGAUCCAUUGGUGGACUUUUCACUUGGUCGUUUCCUCGAUCGAUUUGCGUUCAAAAAUCCAAAAAAACCUCGUACGGAAAAGGAUGAAAAUGGCGUGGAGCGAUUACGUCCACGAAUAAUAGGCGCCCAGCGGAAGAGUGAUUAUGUACCGUCCGGCUCCCGUGGUAUGCCAUUGGACACACUCACCAAGGAUCAGUGCGCCGAAGAUGAUGCAUAUAUAUUCAAAUACCUGGAACAGAAGCGAUACCGAAUGGAGCGGGCUAAGCAGCUUAAACUGGCGAAGGGUGAAAAAGCGGAAGACUCCGAGUCGGACGUGGAGUCGCUGAAUGAUGAUGAGUUUGAUGCGUACCUCGAUUCACUAGGCGUGCCCGGUGCAAACGGUCACGCGGUGGACGUUGACGGUGAGGCAGAGAUGGACUUCAUGCAGGAGCUCGAACAGGAAAUGGUGAAAGAACGUAAGGGCAAAAAGUCUACCGUUCGGCGCAGUGAGCUGGAUGACGAGGACGACGGCGACGACGACGACGACGGCGGGCUGGACGAUUGGGACGAUGUGGGCGAGGAAGAGGACGAUAGUGGCCAGGAGGAUGAAUCGGACGAUGAUCAACCCCGCACCGGGCGCGUUCGUCGUGAAGUGAUCGAUAAGGAUGGUGGUGAAUUUAGUGACGGUGGCAGUAUUUCGCUGGAUGAAGAUGAAGAUUUUGAUGGGGAUGAGAUGAUGGACGACGAGUCGGAUGACGAGCCGGACGGUGAAGAACCGGUUCCGAAAAAGCGCAAAAAGCUUCCCUCCCGAACGAGUGGUGGUAUGGUAAGUGAGCGAGAUUUCGCACGGAAGCUGAAGACGGCAGACAUGAGCUCGUUGUUUGCUGCCGCCGAUGACUUUUCCGAGCUGCUGGAGAGUAAUGUCGAUCCGGCGGCGGACAAUGCCGGGCGAAAUGGCAAAAGGAAGGGUGGUGGUUCUAUUGCGAAAGCGACCAAGCAGCAGCUGUUGGAUGCCCACGGUACGGAGGCAGAAGUGUUCAAUCAGGACCAAUCGUCUGUUAAACAGCUGGCCUGGGAAGCGAAACGCUUUAGCGAUCGUAACUCACGAAACGCGAUGGGAGGACGCGGUGAAAAGCAAUUCGGUGGCCAAAGGCGUGCAGGUAGAGCAGCAGGUACGUCGAAUUUCCAGAAGCGUGGAGGUGAUGCUAAGGGACGUUUUAAAAAGAUGGAGAAGAGGGGCCGAAAGUAAGAGUGUAGGGAAGCAGGCAUAUAGCCUAGAAGAAGAACUAAAUAAGUGUAAUUGAUAUAAUAAUGCGUUUCUGCAAGUAUCCUCAUA